Molecule: messenger RNA, 3268 nt
Organism: Argiope bruennichi
Lineage: Eukaryota; Metazoa; Arthropoda; Arachnida; Araneae; Araneidae
Product: alanine aminotransferase 1-like
Exons: 14
Coding region: 408-2012 (534 amino acids)
Biological process (GO): biosynthetic process
Molecular function (GO): pyridoxal phosphate binding; L-alanine:2-oxoglutarate transaminase activity
Source: RefSeq, a predicted model, not a curated record
GUCUGAUGUCUAUUUAUGUCUGUUAGCGUGCCAGCUGGAAAAGUAGUUCAGUUACAUCUUUACGGAAGGAUUGUAUGUGUUUUAGAUGGAAUGAUUACGUCAGUUCAGUGAGGAAAGGAAACGAUACCUCUCGCUAAUAUCUUCAGGAAGAUAAAGUGCUAAUCAACGUACCUCAGAAUAUUUUAUUACUUCAAAGAAGGAAACGGUAAUUCACACAAAAGAACGAAGCUGUGAUACUGAAACUUUUCGCCGCCUCUCCGAACGUAGCUUAUUGCUUCCCAUUCUGCUCUUUUGACAUGCCAUGACUUAUUACGUCUGCUAACUGCUUCUGUUUUCUAUUUCUGGACUAACUGUGUAAAUUAUUAGGUAUUUCUCAUUAAAUAUAUCGCGUUGUAAAUAUUAGAAUUAUGUUCGGAAUUGUUAAGCGCAGCGUGCUGUCCACGCCAUCACGGCGCAGGCUCGGCGGGCAUUUGGCGCAUGUCACUGAGGAUUUGGCACUGUCCUCCAAAACAACUGUCCACGGUGUUUUGAAUCGGGGAUCUUUCGCAGCUGGUUUUCGAACAGGAAGCAAGAUGGACAGAAGAACUGUGACUUUAGAAAAUAUGAAUCCUAACAUUAUAAAAAUGGAAUAUGCAGUCCGUGGGCCACUUGUAAUACGGGCAACCGAAAUCGAAAAGGAAUUAAAAAAGGGUGCCAAGAAACCUUUUAAGGAAGUCAUUCGUGCCAAUAUUGGGGAUUGUCAUGCAAUGGGUCAAAAACCUUUGACCUUUAUUCGACAGGUAUUGACUUUAUGUACAUAUCCUGCAUUGAUGACUGAUGAUAGAUUUCCUAAUGAUGUGAAGAAACGAGCUCAAGAUAUUUUGAAUGGCUGUGGUGGGAAGAGUGUUGGUGCAUACAGCGAUAGUACUGGUGUGGAAGUUAUAAAGCAACAUAUUGCUCAAUAUAUUGAAAGGCGAGAUGGAUAUCCAGCUAAUCCCAUGGACAUUAUUUUGAGCACUGGUGCCAGUGAAGCUGUUAAGAGUGUAUUGAGUAUGCUGAACUGCACAAGAAAUGGAAAACCACCUGGUAUAAUGAUUCCUAUCCCUCAGUAUCCUCUUUAUUCUGCCACAAUAGCAGAAUAUGGAAUGCAUCAGAUCAAUUACUAUUUGGCUGAAGAUAAUGCUUGGGCCUUGGACAUUGCAGAGUUGAAGCGUUCCCUUAAUGAAUCAAGGAAAUCAUGUGAACCUAGAGCUCUAUGUGUUAUUAAUCCUGGAAAUCCAACUGGUUCUGUUCUUACACUUGAAAAUAUUAAGGAGAUUAUUAAAUUUGCAUAUGAAGAGAAGUUAUUCCUAUUGGCUGAUGAAGUAUAUCAAGAUAAUGUGUAUGCUUCAGGUAUGCAGUUUCACUCUUUCAAAAAAGUGAUGACCGAAAUGGGCGAACCUUACAAGAACAUGGAGCUUGCUUCCUUUAUGUCUGCAUCUAAAGGCUACAUGGGCGAAUGUGGAUUACGUGGUGGUUAUGCUGAAAUAAUAAAUCUUGAUCCAGAUGUUAAAAAGAUGCUUCUAAAAUGUGUGUCUGCACGACUGUGCUCCAGUGUUUUAGGACAAGCGACAAUGGAUUGUGUAGUAAAUCCUCCACAGAAGGGAGAACCAUCUUAUGAUAUUUUCAUCAAAGAAAAAACUGCAGUUUUGCAAUCUUUGAAGGAGCGUGCCUUGUUGGUUGAGAAAACUUUCAACAGCAUGAGGGGGAUAAAAUGUAAUGUAGUGGCAGGAGCAAUGUAUGCUUUCCCACGAUUGACAUUACCUGAAAAAGCCAUUGAGAAAGCUAAGUCUCUCGGACAAGCUCCUGAUUUCUUCUAUGCUAUGCAGUUAUUGGAAAAUACUGGAAUCUGUGUUGUACCAGGAAGUGGAUUUGGGCAAAUACCUGGAACAUUUCACUUCAGGACAACUAUUCUUCCUCAACCAGAGAAAUUGAAGAUCAUGUUACAAAAAUUAGAAGAAUAUCACAACAAAUUCUUGGAAGAAUAUAAAUAGGUUUUUGCUUCUGCAGUUUCUAUAAGCUGAAGCAUUGCAUUCUUAGGAAAGCAUGUGUGUUAGAUGUUUGAAAAUGUCACGACACAGCAAUCUCAGGAUGUGUGUGUGUAGUAUUUACAGUCUUCAUGUAUAUUGUUAGUGAAGUGGAUGCUAUAUUAACUGAGUGAUAUAGUUGUUACUUUUUGAAAAUGCAUGUUGAUGUUUUCUAAAUAUAAAUUAUGUUAUUAAAGAUUGAAAAUUUAUAAAUUCAGUGGAUAUGCAAAGGCUUAAUUUCUUAAAAUGAUCUCAUUUUCAAUUAUAUUUUGGAAACUAUAUCAUGAAUAUUUUAUCUUUAGCAAUUUGGAAUGUAUUAUAAUUUCAGUUACUAAACUAUAUCUUAAGACUUGUUAUAGAUGUUAAUUUAAAAAUUAAUUUACAUUGUUCAAAGGUAAUCUCAGUAGAAAAACUAGGAUAAAUUUUAUUAAUUGUAUAUUUGUUGUAGUAAAUGUGUAGUAGAUUGUUUUUAAAGUGUCCAAUAUUUAUUGAAUUUUGUAGUGUUUAGAAUCGAUUAUUUGUAAUUGAACUGUAAUGUCUUAAUCAUAUUUUUAGGUAUUUCUAAAAUUUUAAAUUGACUUUACUUUGUAAUGCUCAUAUUGCACCAUUCCAUUUUUUAUUGUUAUGUAGAUAUUAAAAUUUUGAAUGUUAUGUAUUAAAAAUCAGUUUUAUCAGUAUUUUUUAUGUUCUUAUGCUGAUGUUAGGAAUUUAAGAUGACCUUUGACAUUAGACUUCUGUUACUGCACAUUUCUUCAAUUUAUUUCAUGUAUUAUUUAUAAAUAAAAAUAUGAUUUGGAGUACAAACUAAAUUUAAUAUUUUUAGUAUUUUUAUUUUCAAUUUAUUUAUUUGCACAAUUAAUAGUACAAAAUUAGACCAUUAGAAAACAUGCAACAUAUAUCUUUUUUUAAAAUUUUAUUAAUAAUUUGCCUAUCAUUUUUAAAUGCCAAUAUGUUUAAAUUUGUGAUACUGUAUACAUUUUGAAUUUUCGUGUUGUAUUUAUAUGUAUUGUAUAUUGAAAUCAUCAUCCAAAUGUUGCUUCCUUUUUAUAGAUUCAUUCAUAAAUAUAUAUAUAUUACUGUUGGUGUUUCGAAAUGUGUAUUUUUUUUCAGUUAUUUUUAUAGCAUUUAUUUUUAAUCUCUCUAAUAUUGAUAUUGUGUGUGAAAAUAUAUUACAGAUCUGAUUACGAGAUUGGAAAUAAAAAAUAAAUUCAGUUGUUAUCUAA